AUGGGGGCUGCUUCAUAUAAUCCCGAUGGCGAACCAAGUCCUUUAUCGUCCCCGUUGGGACGAUUGUCAGAAUCUCCGGAGGACGAGUCUUUCAUGACACCUCUUUCGGACGACCAAACCAACUCGUCAAAAUACUCUGUGGAAAACACUUCAGCUGGGUUUGAUGUCCUUCCAAGGUCCCCGCUCCUUGAGCAGCAUGAACAUGGACUUGGCCCAUCCGGUCUAGAUCGUAUACGCUCCCAACCGCCGUCUCGGGUCUUUACACUUCCAAACAUGUCCACCUCUUCUAUUGGCGCGUUGAGUCCCCGAACCCUCUCCCCUUCACCGCGAUCUCUUUCAUCAUCGAGAGCCAACUCAAUGGCUGUUUCGUCUAGCCAAGAUAUAAAUACGCUGGAAGAUCUUCAUCGGUUUCCCUCCGAAUCAUUACAUUCUUUUUCUUUUGCGCAACAAUCUGAGGAGCUAUUACACACUCGCCAGAACAUCCUGAAGAGAUCUAUAGACUUUAUGCGCGACCGCUUCAAAUGGGGCCCCGGUAGCACGACGGGGGUCGCCAGCCCCCCGAACCGUAUGCGCGGCGAUACGGACACGCAGGCGAUGGUGGAUCUUAUGUCCCAGUCCAGCAUCUUCGGGGCUUCGUUCGGACCCAUGACCGGACCUGCCGAUUUGGGAAGCGACAAUGUUUUUGACAGAACAUUUACCGAUCUUCAGCGACCACUGCCAGAAGCCAAGGACUUCGGGCAGCCGCCAUCGCAACUCCCAGCGCAACCUCAUUUAACCUCCAGUCAGCAACUACCUCACGAAAGAAGAGGGUUAAAGUCCGCUCCUGCAUCCAGGCGCGUAAGCUUAAAACGUACAUUCACGGACGUCAGUUCUGCUAUACCUCAGCGUCAACUGAUAGAACCUCUAGCACAACCAUAUCCGACAGCAGACCCCUUUUCCCCGCUAGGUACCCCGAUCAUUGGCUCUGUUUUUCCAACUCCAGCCUUGCACACCCAUAGCAGCAAAUGGAACCCUGUCUCACAGGCCGUUUUCCGAACUGAAUCCAAGGCACCCUGGACCAUCUUAGCGGCGAAUGACUUAUCAUGUCUCGUAUUUGGCGUUACACAGGCUGAAGUCCGCAAGCUGAGUAUCUUAGAGGUCGUACAAGAGGAUCGACGGCAAUGGCUCGAGUCAAAACUGCGAAAUCCCACCACCGAUGCUGCAGCCAAAGCUCGGCCGUCACCAGAUAAGUCACGUAUGAAACCCGCUGUCCCGAAGUCCAUGGGCAUGGGUAAUGGUGUCACAGCACAGCUGCUCAGUAAACCUCCUUCUCGGGCCCGACCUUCAAGGAGAGCUCAAACCGAUGACGGCUAUGGAUCGAGUGUCUAUACUGCAAGACAACUUAACCACCCGGCAACCAAAUCGCGCGGUGUUUUAUUAUGUGGUGAUGUAGUUCCCAUCCAAAAGCGCAAUGGUGCGAAGGGUUCUGCAAGCAUCUGGGUUAUGGAAAAACGUGGUGGUUUGAUCUGGGUUCUAGAGGAAAUUCAGGAAGAUGUCGCUUACAUUGACUGCGACGAGUCUUGGAAUAUUACCGCCAUCCGUGGGGCUGCUGGUAGAAUUUGGGGCCAUGGGAUGACCGAGAUUGGUCAACAUCUCUCGAAACUUCUUCCUCAACUGCCUCCAAGCAGCUUGAAGGCGCCGGCGGAGAAAGGCCUUAGCGAGGUUGCCGAUAUUAAGUACUUCGCAGCGUCUACUUCUGGGCCAAUCUGCACACCGGUCACGGUUUCUAAAGACGAGCGCUCUCGCUCUUUGCGAGUAUCUAGCUACCCUCACGUCGCCGGCAUCAUGGUCUUGUCGUCCUCGAGCCUAAAGAUCGUUAGCUCAAACUCGGUCUUCUCCUCAGUAUUAUUUGGCUAUGAGCGGCCGGAGGGACUUGACAUAACGGACCUCAUACCCGGGUUUGACGACUUUCUAUACGUGAUCUCGGAGGAAGAGAAUGUGCCUCUAGUAGACGGCGUCGUUAUUCCGGAGCUCAGUUUCCGAAGAGCACGGACCCUUUCCAUGUUACGGGACGGCAAAGCGAAUGUCGCGUCGGUCUUCCUGGAACCUGCUGGUAUUACGGCCAAACAUCGCGACGGAUCAACAAUUGCUGUGGAUGUUCAGUUACGCGUCGUGAAGAGCGGGUCAAUAUUCCCAAAGCAACGCGAGAAGAAAGGCGAUAUUGAGGAGGAGGCUGACGAUAGGCCCGAAGGUGCCGUCACAGUAACGGAGCUUGUGUACGCUCUAUGGAUCACCUAUUCAAGAAAUAUCCACUCUCAUGGUUCGCCGGUGCGGCCUCCUACACCGCACGAAGUAUCUUCAUCGGCAACAAGCACGCCUGAAACCCCAACUUCUAAGCCGUCUCCAGGGACGCCCACUGGUCCUCGAAUUACCGUACCGGAGGGCAUGAAAUCGAGGAUACCAACGUCAACUUUGAGCCAGCAGCUUAGCGAGGCAGCGUCGGAGCCGCUCACCGACAAACCUGUCCAGCUGGUGCCGGAGGUGAAGCCAGCUAAUAACAAGGAGGCUCCAAAGAAGCGUUCCAUUUCGGAUUAUGUUAUUCUUGAGGAAAUGGGUCAAGGGGCGUAUGGUGAAGUCAAACUUGCUCGCCUCAAAAAGGUGCCCUCCAAGAAAGUCGUGCUCAAAUACGUGACUAAGAAGAGGAUUCUGGUUGACACAUGGACCCGUGACCGUCGCCUCGGGACCGUUCCAUUGGAGAUUCAUGUCCUAGAUUAUCUACGGCGAGAUGGCUUGAAACAUCCGAACAUUGUGGAAAUGGAAGGAUUCUUCGAAGACGACAUCAACUACUACAUUGAAAUGUUACCGCACGGGCUUCCGGGAAUGGACCUCUUUGAUUAUAUCGAACUGAAGACCAACAUGGAUGAACAGGAGUGCCGAAAUAUUUUCGAGCAGGUCGUCAGCGCCAUCCAUCACCUGCACACGAAAGCUUUGGUUGUCCACCGUGACAUCAAGGAUGAGAACGUGAUCUUGGACGGUGAGGGGAGGAUUAAGCUAAUUGAUUUCGGUAGCGCGGCCUAUAUCAAGAACGGGCCGUUCGAUGUCUUUGUAGGAACGAUUGAUUAUGCCGCACCUGAAGUCCUGCAAGGGAAGUCAUACCGAGGCAAAGAGCAAGAUAUAUGGGCGCUUGGUAUCCUGCUGUAUACGAUUGUCUACAAAGAGAACCCAUUUUACAACAUCGAUGAGAUCCUGGACCAUCCUCUUCGAGUCCCUUUCAUACCAUUCUCGGAGGAUUGUAUCGACCUGAUCAGGAGGAUGCUUGACCGAGAUGUGGACAACCGCUUGACGAUCGGCGAAGUUAUGGAGCACCCAUGGAUGGUUGACGGCUGAACCGACCACGGUCUUCGCUACUCAUUUUGGAUAAGCCAAACUGCCACACAAAAACAGCUUAUAUACCGACAUUACAUACAUGACAUGACAUGGAUCUUGA
Molecule: messenger RNA, 3466 nt
Organism: Aspergillus nidulans FGSC A4
Lineage: Eukaryota; Fungi; Ascomycota; Eurotiomycetes; Eurotiales; Aspergillaceae
Product: serine/threonine-protein kinase
Exons: 4
Coding region: 1-3366 (1121 amino acids)
Cellular component (GO): cytoplasm
Molecular function (GO): protein kinase activity; protein serine/threonine kinase activity; kinase activity
Source: RefSeq, a predicted model, not a curated record